Hevea brasiliensis (rubber tree) is the source of this 1081-nucleotide messenger RNA. RefSeq lists its product as uncharacterized. Bases 92 to 1081 code for a protein of 329 amino acids. NCBI's taxonomy places the organism in Eukaryota, Viridiplantae, Streptophyta, Magnoliopsida, Malpighiales, Euphorbiaceae. The record is from RefSeq and is a predicted model, not a curated record. Gene Ontology annotation, molecular function: zinc ion binding. The transcript has 6 exons.
AUAAUAUUAAAACAACCGACUAAGCUGAGCUGUAUAGCUAUUCGGUCAGUUAAGCGAGACGGUACCUUUCCAAAGCUGCUUGGUGAUUCCAAUGGCGAGCAAUGCUGCUGGCUCUUCAUCAUCUGCUUCUCUGGAACAAGGAUUUGAAGAGGAAGAUGAGUUGUUGAUGAUGAUACAGGGUUCGGAGUCAGGUUGGGUCGAGGCCCGAACAUCUUGUGAUCACUUGGGUUCGCUAUCCUCCGAUCUCUCUCACAUCCCAACUGCUGAUAAUCCCUGCAACAGGUGCCACCAUCCCAGUGAAAAUUGGCUGUGCUUGUCAUGUAAGGAGGUUCUUUGCAGCCGUUUUGUGAAUAAGCAUAUGUUGCAACAUUAUCGUCAAAUGAAUCAUUGUGUGGUUCUCAGCUAUAGUGACCUGUCAAUCUGGUGUUAUGCCUGUGAUGCAUAUUUAGAUGCCCAAGUGAUUAUGCAGUUGAGGCCUGUGUACGAGACCGCAUACAUCCUGAAAUAUGGAGAGGCACCUCCUUUUCGUACAGUUGAGUCCGGUUGGGUCGAGGCCCGAACAUCUUGUGAUCACUUGGGUUCCCUAUCCUCCGAUCUCUCUCACAUCCCAACUCCUGAUAAUCCUUGCAACAGGUGCCACCAUCCCAGUGAAAAUUGGCUGUGCUUGUCAUGUAAGGAGGUUCUUUGCAGCCGUUUUGUGAAUAAGCAUAUGUUGCAACAUUAUCGUCAAAUGAAUCAUUGUGUGGUUCUCAGCUAUAGUGACCUGUCAGUCUGGUGUUAUGCCUGUGAUGCAUAUUUAGAUGCCCAAGUGAUUAUGCAGUUGAGGCCUGUGUACGAGACCGCACACAUCCUGAAAUAUGGCGAGGCACCUCCUUUUCGUACAGUUGAGUCCCGUUGGGCCGAAGCCCGAACAUCUUGUGAUCACUUGGGUUCCCUAUUCUCCAAUCUCUCUCAUAUCCCAACUCCUGAUAAUCCUUGCAACAGGUUUGAUUUUCAUCUCCCUCUCCCACCUAUUCCGCUUCAAAACUUGAAUUCCAGUAACAACUUCACUACUUCCAGUUCCGGCUUCCAAGGAAUUUAA